AUGCCGUUACCUCCCGCGCUUGCAGCUCGACUUAAAAAACGGGGAUUGAUUGAAGGCGAUCAAAACGAAGGUAUCUCUUUUUAGUCCCUAGUCAUAUAAAAUUCAUGAGAAUUUAAAAUACACCUCCAAUCUCCGAUUUGCUAUUAAGAUUGGUUAAUCGCACAUUGUAUGUGCCUUCUCCCUUUAUGGGGAUGAGAGAACUAAAUUUACGAUAACUUAAAGAAAAUACAGAAAGGCAUAUUUUAAAAUUUCUGUCUUGACUACCUUAAACUCAUCCUUUUCUGAGCGAUCGAACUUACGUUCUUUUGCCCGUUAUAUUUGUGUCACUAAAGUCCGACUUUCAUAUUUUGAGGGACGCUCUCCUCUCUAAUCACUAUCGUUCUUUGAAGCCUGCAAUUGUUCAUUCAUACUUUUCUGGUCACUGCUCACACCAUGGUAGAUGGUAGAUCUAUGGAUGAAGCAUCACGUAACCGAAUAAGUGCGUUAUACGCACAUGUGUCAACCCUCAGCAGUAGCACUACUGUCCUGAGCCGACUGAUACGUAUGUGUUACAGCGCCGAACAAGCCUUAUCUGGUCAGCUCUCUUGUUUGCAACAUGUGCGCCCAAACGGAGGCCAAUAUCGGGGCGCGCAGCGUAGUGAACAUUGUUGAUGUUGUUCAGGGCUUCUUUACUUCCACCGCGAUGCCCUCUGCAAGAUUGCAAUACGCCUUAAAGUAGAGUUGAUUUUUUAUACCCACUUUUCGGGAUUUUUCUCCAUAACCAACACCCUAAUAGUUGGUUAGUCAUUUUCCCCCAACAUUUCAGUUGAGAUUCUUGCUAAGCGGUGGCGUUCCUUCUCCCCCUCCAGAAGAAGAAGUGUUUGCCGAGAAUUACGAUGAAGACGGUGCCGCCACCCAAACUCGAAUUGCCAAGCCUGCGUCCACAACUCCCUCCGCUGAUCUCAAGACGAUUAGCUCUGUGCCAGUGAUUGAGAAUGGAAUUCUGGUUUACGAGUGUGCCGACUGUCCCAAUCAAGCCAACCCAUACCAUGAUUGUGUUGAAUACUGCUUUGAACGCUACGGCAGGCGCACUUUUCAUACGGAUCAGCGCCUCGGUAGGCUGCGUGAUCGCAUGUUGCGUCGCUAUCCUUUGCCUAGUCAUUGGCUGGAGGUUGGUGAUCCAACCACACAGAGGUAUGAUCAUGGGUCUUUCCCUUUUUAAGUUUUUAAUCUUCAACACGCCGCACUUUUUCAAUAUCAGCCAACAAAUUGCCCUAUUUAAUUAAUUGAGGUUAAUUGCCAAAAAGGACCACUGAGAUUACUCAUUACUGUUUGUGCUGCAUCAGGUUCACAAACUCCAGCUGAUGUACGGCAGCCCCAGACAAAUAAUCAAGUAAAAUGUCCACGUUACCCACGUGCACACUGUCAGAGUAUAAACACCGGAUCUCUUGUAUUCGUCGCUGACCCCUCCUAAGAGGGCGAGAAACGUGUUGACUGUGGUAUGAAUUUCGGAGCUCGCCGAAUUGCAGUUUUUUGGUGUAUACGUACUCCUGGUUUCCCCAAUUAAUUUCGGCUCGGUGAACGCAGAUGCUCCCAAUUAUCUUGCCCCAUGAGUCAAAAUCUGUUGUCCGCCUCGGGUACUAUUCAGUCGAUUUGACAGGCUGUGUGCUAGGCCACAAAGACGGCGAAGUUUUAUGCUCGAUUAAAGUAACUUUAGUGUAGUUGGUGUACCUUUGACCAUUUUGAGUGAAUGCUGACGUUAUGGUAUUAUUUUCUAAAGUUUGUUCGACUAGAAUGAUAUGCAAUCUCUCUAAGCUCAACUCUUUAUUUCAGCGCUGUAGUCUAACGAAUUAUUCCCUUCAACACCACAGUUUUUUUUAAUUACCGGUUUAACUGGCGAUCCUAACCUUACGUUGCGUGCUUUACUGUCUUGAGCACUCCCUAAAGCACGUUAUCGUCGGUUAUUAAUGUUAACAAAGUUUUGCGUACCCCGAUCGGGCAGCAGUGUAUAAAUUUGACGGUGGGUUCUGCACCCCUUGGCGGUCCAGCAUGCCGCAUAUCCAAGGAGGCCGUUUAUCCUACGUAAGUUGGCAUGUUGAAGUCAGAUACAGCUAGAGGAAUGCUCUCCUACCAAACGAGAAAUCCUACUAGAUUGCAACUUGUACUGAGUACCACUAUUUGCCAGCUGGAAAGUUCCCCUGCCAUUAGAUUUAACUUUCCAUGUUCGUAAUCUACCCUCUCCGUCCUUGAAGGUGUCAACAUUCCCACCUGAAAUUUAACCUCUCUUUCGAGUUUGCCACUCCUCCUCAAACCACAUUCAGUCUUACCGUGUGUACCAUUCUGGGUUCGAAUCAAAAUCGUCGUGACCCGAAAGUUCGACCGUCGACUCCAACGACGUCCACCGUGUGCUACACAGCAACGUGCAGCAGGUACGGCAACUUGUGCGUGAUUCUUGCACAACAUCUACCACACUCUCUCUCCCCCACCUGAACCCGGUGUCAAGAUAGAGCCAAGAAGACCGGAGUCGGGCGAGGGCGCAGGUGGAUGGCACGGUCGAGCCCGCACCUUAGCGCUCCAAUCCACACCCUCUGGUCCACUCAGCAAAUGACCAGGUUUUGACCAUCAACAACAAUGGGGGCGCGGUAGGGGUCCCAGUAUGCGCGACUUCUGCCGUCAACCGGGUCUGCCACUACACCCCGAAAUGUUGGCAUUUGUUAUGAUGCGCAAAUUCGGUAACGCCUGCCACAAUCCGAUAUGACCCCCGUGUUGGUCCAGCGCAUCUACCACGUGGCCCGUUUUGGGGGCACCCGUCAUGAUCCAGUUACAUAGAAACCCAUUUGAUGUAGUCUGAAUGACUGUGAAAAGUAAUGAUGCCUCGAACACCUUGGCAUCUUCACCAUCCGGUGCCGGAAGAUGUAACGCCUCAGAAUAUUUUGACGUUGGUAAUGUUUGUCUUCCUGCGGAAACAUGGAAACUAAGCGAGUACUCUGCAUGGCAUUAACAGCAGUUAUGCCAAGCAUUUGUGGCUCCAAGGGCUUUGUUGCCUUGGCAGCUGGGUAAGGUCUCACCUGGUCUGCCUACUGGAUACCUGGUGGAACGAUCGUCAGUGAACACGGGCUGAAAAAUACGCAGUUUCUGAUGACGAAACAAUCAGGGGUCAGCAGCGACAGUGAUGCAGAGGACUGGCGUCUGGCACGCGGGUUGCAACACCCAAUGACGACACUCUGACAUGGCGACCGUGAGCUACCGUUAAAUGACUUUGAUUUUCAUUGUUGCCAUGCAGGUGGAUCGUUGAGGCAAAACACUAAGGGAAACAACUUGCCUGUGUUCAGAAUUCUCAGAAAAUCUCCCGAAGAAUGUUCAAUUCGAGCAUUGCGAGAUACGUUACGGCGUCUGCGGGAAGUGACAUGCUCAGCCACCCUGGUCUAUCAUUAUUGAUGAAUAAUACGCGUGUUGGAUCACUCAACUGACAGCUGACACUUAGUAUCUGAUGUGUAAAUGUGCUAGCACUCCUCGAUCCUGGUGUCCAAAGUUGGAUGACGCACUGUCCUCGUCAGUACAAAGUGGAUCCUGGAUUUGGGUAGGCCCUUCAGAAAUCGAGAUCGCGAAAGUUAGCUCCCACUUCCGUCCCUAUGUUCGUGGCUCCUGCAACUCUUCUGGUAGACAUGCCGUGAUGAUCGUUCGCGUAGGACAGGCGAAUCAGGCGCUGCUCGCUUGAGGAUCGACCCCUGACCGGUUGGCGUACCUGUUCCUGAAAUGUCACUGUAUUAACAGCCCCGUCAUUUUGGUCGGCGAGCCAACCCAAACUGUUGACCAGCGCAAUGCACCAGUCUUUUAAUUUGCAGCCCCAAGAGUUAGUUUAGAGACUCCUUCACUCUGAUCUUCUGAUUAUUACCGGACACUGGUAUGCCAGGACUGAGUUAAGUGACUCUUCGACGGCAACUGUAAUUGGACUCUCUGGGCAUGCGUCUCGAUGAAGCAACGGUGGAUGACUGUUGAUCAUCGACGGCUGGUACGGGCCGUUUGUCACCAAAAAGACCGUCUAUAAAUCGUCUUGAACGUCUUUGCACUUGCUGGUCUGGUGACUGUCAUGACGUCAGAAUGGCCGCAUCCUAGUCAGCUCAAGUUCUCCAAGCUGGAUGCAUAGUCGCAGAUCCUUACGUGGCAGCAAAAUGGGUAACGCCUAUGGUUCUGAUCAUGUUUGCAUUCGCACACGUGAAAACUCACCUCUCAUGCACGCUGAGAGAAUUCUUCGAUUCAGUCCGAGGCGCCGGAAUGAAUUAAUUAUCACAAGGACCCGUCAGUUCUCGUUAGAUUCAGCUAUCACGAUUCUGGAACAUGACGAAGACCAUUGGAACGAAGUGUCCACCUCGAUGUAGCCGACCUUGUAGGUCGGUGAUACCCGCAAAUUCUGUCAACUUAGUGGUCACGUUAGUGGCAGGCCCUCAGCACUGAAUGACUGUCAACAACAACUUUCUCGCUGAAAAAUUAGCUAAAGUCGAGCCCUAAGCGAUCGCUUCGAAGGCCUUCUCAACCUCGACGGUUAGCUCAUCAAAGUUCACCUCGCAUGGUCAGCAUUUUAGCCGUCUCUAGCCUCUAAAGUGUCUUUUUGCCCUCCGUCCUGGAAAAAAUAAUCUCUGCAACACCGAGAAUAGACGUCCCAGCCCCGUCCCGCGGGCGUACUGAGAUGAUGUCGUUCUUGAUGACUGGACCAGUUCAUCUAUGUGUCAUAUGAGAACUAUUGCGCCGAUAUUGCUGCGGGGUGCUUUAUCAUUCUCAUUUGCAGGCACUUUCGGUGCGCGUGAGCCGAGGAAGAGGCGUAAAUAACUUGGGUUCCAAGCUGAACAUGGAUUGUCCUAGCAAAUACUUACGCAAUAAUGCAUGUUCGUAUUCCUCCUUGGCCACCAACCACCGACAUUCAUUUGCUUUGUCGAUUUUGCUGAAGCGCUCGACUCCGUUCAUCAUGAGUCUCUCUCUGUCAAGAGUUUUCGCAAUGAUCAUGGUCUACCAUCUUACAGCAACAACCCUCCCCUCCCCCCAUGCUUUUACAGUAGGUGGUCUAACUCAUGAAAUGUCAACAGAAAUUCCGAAAUGCGUUUCCGUUUCGAAAAGAUUAAUUAAGUAGGGUUGUAAAACUAGUCAGCCUGCAACAUAAUUCGAUAAUCUUUCAAAUACCCCAGGAUGUCGGCUUUCGAACGAACUUCUUUUAGGCUGCAUCCAAAAACCAUACUCCGUAAAAAAUGGCAACUUAAGUAGCAUGCAUUUUUUUCAUUGAUUUUCGAUGCCCUUAAAGAUUCAGUUAUAUUUCAUCGAAAACAUGCAUAACAAUAUUCAUUCUUUGUUCAUUCAGUAGAGCAUUACGUGAAAUGGCCGUUCAUAAAUCGUCAUGUCUCUGCAUUUACCAAUGUGGCUUGUAAAGUUAACAGUAUGGAUCAAAUCCACUGCUUAAUUUUAUGAACCCUAUAUGGUCUCUAUUACCGUAGAGAAAUGUGUGGUUUUCCGUACGCGGAAAAUGUACGGCUUGUAGUUUGAAAACCCUGAACCCAAGUGUGACGAUAGAGCGGGUUAAAAAUUAUUCGGGAAUUGGACAACUUUUUUAAAACCGAAUUAUGUCCCUCCCUCGAGUAUAAAAUUAGAAGAAGACGUAAUUUUCUACCGAAUGAGUAAAAGAAUGAAUAUUCUUGUACAUGUUUUCCGUGACAUAUAGUUGAAUUUUUAAGGGCAUUGAAAAUCAAUGGGAAAAAUGCAUGCUACUUAAGUAGCCAUUUUUUUCCGGAGUGUAGUGUUUGCAUGCAGCUGGAAGGAAGUUCAUUCAAAAGUCAGCAUCCUGAGGUUGCUGAAAAAUUAUAGAAUUAUGUUGCAGGCUGACUAGUUUUACAUCCCUACUUGAUUAAUCCUUUCGAAACGGAAACGCAUUUCGGAAUUUCUGUUGAGAUUUCAUGAGUUAGCCCACCUACUGUAUAUUCGGUUAAGCGUGCAUCGACUUCUCAUUCUGUCGCCCAUCCUGUUUAACUGUGCAAUACUUUGCGGAUUAGAAGCCAGCGGGCGCGGGCUGACUGGCCUUGAUCAUGCUGACGUUAUCACUUUGGUAGCGCCAAGCCGUAAUGUUCCGUAGAGUUUAGUAUCAUGAUCGAAAAUGUCCAAUCUGUCUGUUUAUAUCCAAACGCAUGGAAAGCAGAAUAUUUUAGAACUGCGUUUCCGAUCAGGGCUAGGCAACUCUCGUGAUUAAUGGUUGUCCUUCGUUAUUGCCAUCAAACAGACUGUGUAACGACAACAUCGUCACCCUGACGGACGCUAAUCACAUUUUUGUGCAGGCCUUAGUAUGUAUAUCUGAAUACGUCGCCACAAAGGGCUGUGUGGGCCAGACACCUGUCUGGCCAAUUCCCCGAAGAGUUUUGAAUACAGGGAGACGCACGUGAAAAACUGGAUAUUCUCAGGUGCCGUUGUAUCAGACCGAUUCGUCGAGUGAGGUGCGUUUAACUCCUCUUAAGGAUAUUUCAAAUCAUCCAAGAUUGGCAGCCGAGGUGGUCUGUGCACGUUGUUCGUCGUCCGCCACGACUUCGAUGCUACUGUCCAAGAUCUGACGCGAUUGCCUAAUCGGAGACGGAGAAGAUGUCAACGCAAAGUCGGACUGGACACAGACCUGCGAGACAGAGUAUGGUUUCUGGAUCAUUGGUCUUUGCCACUGGAAACAAGGGCUGAUCAAGCGCUGCAGUUACGCUGCCGCAUAUCGUCAAGCAACUAGGUGAUCUCCGCGACAGCUUGGAGGCAGUCUGGAUCAGGCGUGGUCGCACCCAUUCCAAGCCCUUUACAUCGCCAUCUCAAAAGUUUGCCGUCGUCGUCGUCAUCGAUUGGGCGAGAUAGUUGCUUCCUACAUGAAAAUUUUGCUUCAUUACGAUUGAAUUUCGUGGUAUCUGCUUUAAGCCCUCUCUCUUCGCUCACUGACUGCAUUCCGAUCGUAUGACAAACCUCGGAUCACUGAAAAUGGCGUGGGCGGGUAAGGAUAGGGUAUGUGGUCGUGCUAGGUUUACCACGCUAGACUCGCUACUGAAUUCAUUCAAGUAGACGUUUUUCGACUAGGUUACUGCCCGUGUGUUGUGCGUGCAGUGCAUGAACUCAGGUCUGCCCAUAUCACACACGUACCCUGUCGCUUAAGCACUCAAAACAUUUUAUCAUCUUGAUCUCAUAAGAAUCAAUUGCUACCGUACCCUCAGUCCGGAGAUAAACCACGUUAUCUUAUUGGAAACCGGCUCAAGCCACCACUCCUAGCCCCUCGAAUGGGGCAAACAUGCCCCUGCUCCUCAUUGUGUCGUCCUCAGUCUCUCUUUCCUCCCAUCACGUACCAAUGGUAUGACCGAGUAAAACGGACAAUAGAUAAGUCGGAUGCAUUUGUUAGCGUUCUUCAGAGCCGUGAGAUACCAACAGAGGUAUGCGUAUACCUAGACCACUUAAUUGACUAUAACUUCUGCUGUCGUAUCUGGUGCAAGGUUAUUGGUUGUUGUUUCGUGACUUUUGUCACCCGCUCGGACUUUGUCUGCUCGCAGGAGUCAGUGGAUCGAUGUAAUUCCAUUCUUGUGUGGUUUAAGGUCUCCGCCCAACGCUGUGCACACUCCGUGUGCAAGUUACUCAGUGAGAAUUGUGCAGUCGUCAUUAUGGAAACGCAAUUUGAUGUAGUACAUUGCUCACGUUCCUCCAUGAUGGGGGCUCCUCUAGGGUGCCACAUCGGUGGGAGGUUUCUUACUUCUCAUAUUAGGGAGGAAGCAUUGUAGGUUGGUCCUCGAUCCGAGAGAGGUCUGAGUCGUUCCGCCAAUUUACAGUCUUCCAGACCGCAAUGUCGCGAAAUUUUCAAAGCACGCCAAAUUUAUUAUGCGGGGGAGUACGCCUGGGAACAGCCCUUGACUCCCCCCAGCGUAAACCAGUGCCAGGUUCUUACCCGUUCUUUGGAUUUGUGGUUGCGCUCAUUGCCUUUUGUGGCUCCGCUUGCUCUAACGAGACUUAGAGCUCUCGGAUGUCAAGUCACAUUAACAAGGAGCCAUCCUAACCUCACUUUCAGCCCAGCUGACCGGUUUAUCCCACCCGUUGGGUCCCUCUGAGCUGCGACCCUUAGGGCACAGGGCUAGCUUAAAUUCACAAGGAGGCCUCGCAAUCUGACCGUCAGUCCAGCUGACCCUCUGAGCUACGACUGCCAGGACAUAGGGAUAACCCGAAUGCUCGUCCGACUCGUUAUAGUAACAUCCUUUCUGUCCUCACCCCCCCCCCCGUACUUCAUCCCCUUUGAUGUCGAAAGAGAGAGUCUUUGUAAACCUGCCGCUGCUCAUCUCCCCGGCACGCUUCCGUCCACUAUCUAGGUUCUACUACUGGAACACGACAACCGACGACGUCUCCUGGCUCUCACCCCUCCAUCCACGCUCCAUCGUGACCAGGUCGGCGGAGAAGUUGAAACAACAGGCCCUACGCGAGCGCGAGGCAGCGCUGGCCGCAGCGGGACAUGCCAGUGCUGCUGCGCUGGCCGCAGAGGAGCGUGAGAAAGGCGGCGAGGAUGGGUGGCGGUCAGGCACGAUCAAACGUCGACGUCGCAGUUCGGGCUCCCAGUCCAGCUCUUCACGCUCUCCCUCACCAACCGCCUCAAGGCAGGAGAAGGAGGCGACGCGAGAGGAAGAGGAGGCGCAUAACAGUCGGGGCAAUUGGCCGCCCACGGAGGCGUCCGCAGUCCCACCCUUUCCCCUGCCACCGCCUCCGCCACCUCUCAGUGGCAUGAAUGUGCCCCCUCCGGGCAUGCAGAUGAUGCCCCCUUCGGGUCGAUUCGCCGUCCCCGAGCCACCCUCUAUGCCACCGCCCUCAUCUACAUUCCAGGCGUCGACGAAUACCGGUAGCAAUCGCCGAUGGGAAAAGAAUAACCAGAGGCCGGGAGCUCGCAAUGCCGGUUCACGAUGUAAUUUGCUGUCAGGGUCCACUUUUACCCUAUUUUGACCCUUUUCCUAUGCCACUGACUACUGACUCUUUAUGGGGGAGAGACAUCUGGAAAUGAGAGACCUCCUGAGGAUGCAGAAAACAUUCCUUUUUCGGGAUCGGUCGUCGGACUCUCUGGCACACUGUGGUGUGUCCUUGACAUUAGCAUCUUUCUACUGGAAGCGUUUAGCGUCCGACACUAGGUCUGCUUCCUGGCAACCGCUGGCCACGGAGUAACGGUGAGAGUUGUGUGGGUAUGGCACUUCACCUGUCUUAUUUCACGAAGAAACAUGCUCGGCCGGUUUUUUCCUCGGAACUCCCAUGGCCCAAGUUUGUUGAAACUGCCGUCCCAGUCUCCCUCGUCUGGUUCAGUUUUAUUAAGGCAAAUGUAGGCGAAAGCCUUUUGACUUCCUGUUGGUUACAUUAAUGCCGCAAAAAACACCAAUACACAAAGGAAGCUGAAAGAAUGUUGGCUAAAGAACUAAAUGCGACGAGCAUGUAACUGUCUGUUAAAUAAUAGUGUGUCAAUAAUAUUUCAUGGUGUGGCAACAUUGCGAAAUCAUCAAUACUCGCUACUGAAACGUGCUAGUAACGCAGUAACGGACAUUUAGGUCGUACCCAAGCAUAACCGUCUUGUAAAUACUAAUAUGUGUCAAUGUAUGCGUGGCGUGGAAACGUUACUCAAUUAUCAAAAAUCAUUACUGAAAUGUUCAGAGUAGUGUGGAAUGGACAAUAAGACUUCCCACGGUUAAAACCUCCCCCUUCUAUAUAGUCGAUUUAGACGCCUGUUUUUCAUUUACACUUUAUUUCUCGACCUUCGAGUUACCUUUUUAGUUAAAUCUUUUUUUCCUCCUCUCCGCCGAUGUUUGUAGUUGAUUCUCGCCGUCGAAGAGCCGAGGACGCAGCCGAUGACGAGCUGGACCCUAUGGAUCCCGCCGCCUACUCGGAUGUGCCCCGCGGUACCUGGGUUACUGGCCUCGAGGGUCACACGCGCGGCGGACCAAGCGCGAAGACAGGUGCCGAUGUAACCGCUUCUGGCCCUCUCUUCCAGCAGCGACCCUACCCCAGUCCCGGUGCUGUUCUGAGAGCAAACGCAGAGGCGGCUGCCGCUGCGGCUCAAAAACGGAAGGGCUAG
Messenger RNA from Spirometra erinaceieuropaei, 10063 nucleotides. NCBI's taxonomy places the organism in Eukaryota, Metazoa, Platyhelminthes, Cestoda, Diphyllobothriidea, Diphyllobothriidae. The record is from the annotation of a GenBank genome assembly.